Messenger RNA from Drosophila bipectinata, 2783 nucleotides. RefSeq names its product tyrosine 3-monooxygenase/tryptophan 5-monooxygenase activation protein epsilon (gene 14-3-3epsilon). Gene Ontology annotation, biological process: intracellular protein localization; signal transduction; regulation of mitotic cell cycle. Gene Ontology annotation, cellular component: cytoplasm. Gene Ontology annotation, molecular function: phosphoserine residue binding. NCBI's taxonomy places the organism in Eukaryota, Metazoa, Arthropoda, Insecta, Diptera, Drosophilidae. The record is from RefSeq and is a predicted model, not a curated record.
CUGCUUCACUCACACCUGGCAACACCGAAGCAAGUAGAGAAAAGAAGGCGACGAGACACUGGCAACUGGCAACUGGCAAACUGCAAAUUCGACGCCGCACGUACCGGGAGCAUUUAAAUAAUUUUGUGUGGAUAAAUUUACCGAAAAGGCACCAACACAAUGACUGAGCGCGAGAACAAUGUGUACAAGGCGAAGCUGGCUGAGCAGGCCGAGCGCUACGACGAAAUGGUUGAGGCCAUGAAGAAGGUCGCCUCCAUGGACGUCGAGCUUACUGUUGAGGAGCGCAACCUGCUGUCGGUGGCGUAUAAGAAUGUGAUCGGAGCACGACGCGCCUCGUGGCGCAUUAUCACUUCUAUCGAACAGAAGGAGGAGACUAAGGGGGCCGAGGAGAAGCUGGAGAUGAUCAAAACCUACCGUGGUCAGGUGGAAAAAGAGCUGCGCGACAUCUGCUCGGACAUACUGAACGUGCUCGAAAAGCAUCUCAUUCCAUGCGCCACAACCGGCGAAAGCAAAGUAUUUUACUAUAAGAUGAAGGGCGACUAUCAUCGUUACCUGGCCGAGUUCGCCACCGGUUCGGAUCGCAAGGAUGCAGCGGAGAAGUCGCUGAUUGCUUAUAAGGAGGCCAGCGAUAUAGCCAUGAACGAUCUGCCCCCAACACACCCUAUCCGCUUGGGACUGGCUUUGAAUUUCUCGGUGUUCUACUAUGAGAUACUCAACUCCCCCGACCGCGCGUGCCGCUUGGCGAAAGCCGCUUUCGAUGAUGCCAUUGCCGAGUUGGAUACACUGAGUGAAGAAAGCUACAAGGACUCUACACUCAUCAUGCAGCUGCUGCGGGACAACCUCACAUUAUGGACGUCCGAUAUGCAGGCCGAAGAAGUAGACCCCAACACAGGUGACGGCGAGCCGAAGGACCCCCAGAUUCCGGAUGUCGAUGAUCAGGAUGUGUCGUAAUUUAAGUAAACCCCCGCCCUUCCAUUUAAAACACAUUAUAUACCUUCUAAAAGUAAAUAUAAUACCAUAUAAUAUAUAUGCAUACAACAAGAACACAACAACAGCAGCAACAACACCGAACCAACACGGCAGCAACAUCCGUAAUCAACGAACGACAAAACAAGGGCAGUGAAGGAAUAAUGUAAGCAACAGCAACAGCAUCAACAACCAACAACAAGUAAUCCAGCAUGCAACAAUCCAUCGUCAGGAACAGAGAAUGAAACCCGAAAUUCAGCACAAAAAAGCCUAAAAUUAAUACAACAAAUGAAACUUGGGUGGCCUGGUGGGCGUGGCUGCUGUUGCUAUUGCAUGAUUCGCGAAAAACUAUGUGGCAGCCACUAAAGCGGCACCUUGUCUCGUGCUGGCUUCCGAAUAAAAGGCAUAAAACAGCAACCACUCUACUACAUUUGAAAUUUUUGCAUUCGAGAAAAAAGCAUUAUAUUAUAUUUAAAUAAAUAUUAUAUUUAAUUAUGAGAAGCAAAACAACAAAACAAAUAAACUUCAUUUAAACCACAAAAAACAAAGCAACCGCGUAACGAAAAUUGAGAAACAAUCACACGAGUAAAAGCAAAUAUCAUCGAGUUGGCAUCCAUUCAUUUUUAAACUAAUAAAGCAAGUUCACAUCAAAAAUAAAUAAAUCUACACAACAGCAACACAUAAAAUACAACUUUAAUUUUAAGCCCAUAAUAAAAGAGAAAGAGAAAAUAAAAUCGAAAACAUAAACAAAUUAAUAAGCGCAAACAUAAAAAUUAAAGAGUCGAAAAUGUAAGAAAGAGUACAGCAAUUAAUUUAAAUUUAAUACAAAUAAAACAUAAAAGCGUAAACAAAACGAAAUGAGCAAACAGAAUGAAAGACCGAAAUAAAGCUAAAAACUAUAUUAAAUGAGAAAAGGGAAUGUUAGUUAAGCGAAAUUUAAAACGAAUUCUUAAGCUUAAAUUUGUAUGUAUGUAAGUGUAUUGUUCAGACACCAGACACUGGCACACCACACACCUACAUAUGCACAGACAUGCAACACACCACAGACACCCACAUUACACACAACACGCAUACGAACCGUUGGUUUUCUCUUAACGUUUCCUUGCUCUCUUACUAAAUUUGGUUUCUGUUUCUGCAUGAUCACAUACAAUUGAACUGGAAUAUUUUGUUCUGUUUUUUGCAAUUCGUUAUUUGUUUUCCAUCGUAAUCGCAGUCGUUUUCUCAUCUCUUACCUUGCGCAAAAAACAAACCAUAAUAAUAAUAUAGAAAAGUAUUUGUAGUUACUAAAUACAAAAAAAAACGGUACAUAUAUAUAUUGUAUACAUAUAUACUUGUAUAUUUUCUAUGCCUACCACUUAUGUAAUUUGUAGAGAUUUCGAAUUUUUUCAAGAAUCUCCCUUCCAGCCCCAACUCCUUCAGAAUAUCCUUUCCGACGACAAAAUGUCGGCAUUUAAAACAGAAGCCCAAAUCCACACCAAAAGAAGAAUUUACAUUUAGUUUAGCCAAAAAAACCAAAUCCCCAACAUCAACAGCAGCAUUAUCUGUAGCGUGUUUGCGUGAUUAGCGAAGAAAUACAAUGACAACGGAAAAUGUCAAGAGCAGAACAGGAAAGUUUUCGCACGAACUUUUUUGCAGCUCUUUAUGAUAAAUGAAGAGCGCCGAAAAGAGGCCAGACUAAUAUUUCGAAGUUGCUAAAAAGGCCCGUGCAGAAAGUUAAUUAACCAUAAAUCAGCAGCAAAAACAACCGCAAUACAAAUGCAAGAAACCAGCAGCUAAACUGACAUUCGUAUUCAUUUCAAUAAAAAUCAUAAAAACAA